This is a messenger RNA of Mercenaria mercenaria, 4050 nucleotides long. RefSeq lists its product as uncharacterized. Gene Ontology annotation, molecular function: tumor necrosis factor receptor binding. The record is from RefSeq and is a predicted model, not a curated record. Gene Ontology annotation, biological process: immune response. The transcript is spliced from 5 exons. Gene Ontology annotation, cellular component: membrane. Lineage: Eukaryota; Metazoa; Mollusca; Bivalvia; Venerida; Veneridae. The coding region runs from base 87 to 1076 and encodes 329 amino acids.
CAACUUCCUUUUAGCUACACUUUGACAGCGGUUUAGCCGUCGUACGUUUUCAAUGCGGAAUUAAAUCGUUAAUAUACACUGACAAUAUGUUGGAGAAAACUUUUGGCUAUGUGACAAAUACGCGCAUUUUUUCAAAGCUGUUUCUUAUUUUUGUGAAUCUGCAUUUUGUGACUAAAGGCUGUUUACGUUCUAAAGUUGUCGAAAAGAAUGUCUCAAAGUGUCGGAAUUCCAAAAAGCGAAGAAAAUUUCAAAUUGAAAAUGGUGUAAUAUUACUUCUUUUGAUUUUUAUUGGCAAAACUGUUUGUCUAGUAUCAUUUGUGGGAUAUGCGCUAAAACAUGAACCAGACUCAGUUUUCUGGGAAAGAAUUAAAGAAUUUCCAGUGCCUUGUGAUGAUCUCUCUUUGAGUGCGGACGAAGAUUUUCUAACGUUUGAUGCCAGAAAUGGUGAUUUGAGAACUUUUAUAGAUGAAGAAGGAAAAUAUAUAUGCAACAAAAGGAACAUCUCAGAAACGAUUAAAACGGUCGUUGAAAGAGAAGCCAGAUAUCGACUAGCAAAAGGUUUAGAUGAGCAAUAUCUUUCCUGCGGAAAUAAAAGUUUAGCAGAGAAAUCUGGAUAUAGGACAGUGUCUUUCACGGAAAUGUCAAAACAUCAGAAUUAUUCAGGUGAAAGUUCUGAUAUAAAACUUCAAUGGAAUAAUCGUCCAGGAAAAUGUCAUAUUGACAUUUCAGUCCAUUACGAUAAUGGGGAGGUGACCAUACCAGAAGGACGGACAUACUUUGUGUACGCAUCUGUACAUUUCAACAUAAGUCGACAGGAAAAUAUUGGGAUCAAGAAGUUUGCAAGACCGCAAAGAAUAUCAAUUCGAAUUUGCAAGAGCGUUUAUGGAUAUGAGCGAACACUACUUGGAAGAACACAGUUGUUCAAUAUGACCAACACUGAAAACGUUGUGUCAAGUUUAAGUAUCGGUAGUCAUUUGGAAUUGUCACGAGAUGAUAGAAUUUACGUGCGUGUGAGUGAUGCAAAUAAGAUAAUACAUGACUCAAAGGGCAAUACCUUUGGACUCUUUCCACUGUAGAUUUGAAAUGAAAAAAAGCUUUCAACUUCAUCAAAUUGCUUUGUUUCAGAUUUGCAUUCAUGUUGAAACUACGUCAAUAUACGCCAAACUACACCAUUUGAGGAAUGCUCGCGAACACUUUUCUGGUGAUAGGCGGUGAGGCAUCUUAGAAAAAAUGCCUUUCUAGACUAAAAUCCUUAAUCCGUCCCUACUUAGGUUGAAAAUAUAAAUGUUUGUUGUGUGAAGACAUAUUUGUCAGUUUCUGUAUUCUGAGUAGAGGAAAAAAGAAUCUCCCUGACUGCAUAGAUGCUUCCACGUUUUCAUAUAAAUAACCAGCCAUUAAUAGCAGUAGUGUUAUGAUUUUCUCGACUGAUAAGGUUUUACGUAAUAAUUAUAUAUUGUUAGUUUCUCGCACAAUAAUUGGAAUUUUAUCUAACCAAUUAAGUCUAGCAAAAACCACUUCCCCCACUGACACUUUUUCAAUGACUGUUGAAAAUGAGGUCAGGAACACAAGGAAGUAUGAGCUGUUAAAAUACUCGCAAGAUUACUUAACUGAAUACAAGGUUAGCUUUUUAAAUCUCGCACGAUUCACUUCUUUGUCUUAACUGGAUACAUGGUUAGCUUUUUAAAAUACUCGCACGAUUACCUUCUUUGUCUUAACUGGAUACAUGGUUAGCAUUUUAAAAUACUCACACGAUUUACUUCUUUGUCUUAACUGGAUACAUGAUUAGCAUUUUAAAAUACUCGCAAGAUUACUUAACUGAAUACAAGGUUAGCUUUUUAAAUACUCGCACGAUUUACUUCUUUGUCUUAACUGGAUACAUGGUUAGCAUUUUAAAAUACUCGCACGAUUUACAUAUUUGUCUUAGCUGGAUACAUUGUUAGCAUUUUGAAAUACUCGCACGAUGUACUUAUUUGUCUUAGCUGGAUACAAGGUUAGCAUUUUGAAAUACUCGCACGAUGUACUUAUUUCUCUUAGCUGGAUACAAGGUUAGCAUUUUGAAAUACUCGCACGAUGUACUUAUUUGUCUUAGCUGGAUACAUGGUUAGCAUUUUGAAAUACUCGCACGAUGUACUUCUUUGUCUUAGCUGGAUACAAGGUUAGCUUUUUGUAUAAGCCAGUCAAUGCUAAUGCUCAAUAUAACUGAGAUAGAAAGAUUUGUGAAGUAUAUGUACUGGUACCAUCACCCAGUUCGAAAAAAGGAAACAACGUUCAUUUAAAAGGAGUCUCUUUUAGUUUACGUAAUGAUAUAGCUGGUUCUGAGCUUGACAUUUCAUUUGCAAUUGCUCGCACAGAAUGCAAGGAAAAAUAACCUCCAUCAAACUCGAAAGCUUUGGGACUGGCUUGAAGAAGGGCAGCGAUAAGAAAUAAGAGGCGCAGUCCCGUUAAAACGGAACCAAACAACAGUGUAUUUAUGCACAAGACCCUGACAGAUAUAAGUACACGUUGACAAAGCUCAACAUACAGAAAUAGCGAACAAAUACUGGAACACAGUGUAUACCGCAUUCAAAUUGUCAGUGGCAACAAACAACAAUGGGUAGUUUGUUAUAUUUACCUGUGCACUUUAUCUGAAACACGAAUAGAAAUCUUAAUUAAUCUAAAUUACAAACAGAAAUCUGAAUUUAAUUAUGUGCGUUUUUAACGCUUUUGAUCGUUACCUUAGAUAUGAAAUAUAAGUUUUAUGUUUUUAAUGCUUUUGCUUGGCCUAAGAUAUAUGUUUGAACGAUCUAAACUGUAAAAAGCACAAUCACUGGCAUAUUUCUUACAAAAGGACAUCAUGAUUGUUUUAAAUGCUACUCUACAUAUAAUCAAAUUUUAAAAGAAAAUUGAACCGAACUUUUUUUGGUGUGUGUGUGGGGAUUGGGGGAAGUAACAUAAGACUAGUUGCACUAUUGUCGCUUGAACAGGGAAAUUAAAAACAACUGAGCGUUAUGUUAUAAACUACUCGUAAGAUUUACUUCAUUGUCUUAACUUAUUACAAGGUUAGUUUUUUUGCGACCUGUUUAAUGUUCAACAUAACUGAGACAGAAAGAUGUGUGAAAUAUAUGUACUGGUAUACCAUCACCCAGUUACGCAAAAAGGUGAAGCAACGUUUAUUUAGAAAGAGUCUCUUUGAUGUAAAAUACAGCCUCCAGCAAACUCGAAAACUUGAGGGUGUUUCUUCCAAAACAACAAUGGGAGAUUGGUUACCUGAGUGUGUACUUAACCUGAAAUACGAAUACUUUCGACAAAUGAACAGAAAUCUUAAUUUAUCUAGGUGCAUUUUUCAACGCCUUUGAUCGUUACUUUUGACAUGAAUUAUUAGUUUUAUGUUUUAAAUGCUUUUGCUUGGCGGAAAAUGUGUGUUUGAAAGAUCUAAACUGUAAAAAUCACUGGCACUGGCACAUUUCUUACCGUAAACGACAUCAUGAUUUUUUAAAUGGUACUCGUCGUAUGUUCAGAUUUUAGAAGAAAAUUGAAGCGAACUACUAGUAACAGAGUAGGAGUAACAUAAGACCAAUUGCACUAUUGUCGCUUGCACAGGGAAAUUAAAAAAAUGUGCAUUAUACAUGUCAUUGACGAGAAAGUUUUAAGUUUAUUUAUUUUAUUUUAGAAUUUCAUGUUCAACUUGGUAGAUUUGUCCCAGGUACCUCUCAGAAAAAAAGUUCAAACAUUGGCGGAUUCAAACACAGCAUUCUUCUUUAAGUCAGCCGCAUAGCUACAUUCAUAAGCUUGGUUUCAAACACAUAACAGCGAGGGGCAGUAAUUUGAAGACAGCUUUCACACCAGUAUUAUGCUCUAAAUAUUGAUAAUGACAUCGUUCUAAAUAUGGUUUCAAUUUUGAGAUUUACAUUUUACAAUUUUCAGUUGUCGGGUGCAAUCCAAAACAUAUAACUUUGUUAGUCUGGGUUACCUGCCCGUGUAACUUUGUUACCGGCGCUAUGCAGUAGUACGCCUGGAACAAGACGAGUUCUUUGUUGUACAUUUCUGACAAACAGAUCUGCGUAGCUUUGA